AUGAGCCAAAUCACACCACACCGCCCUCGCAAGUUGUUUCGUAUGAGCCCAGUCGUAUCAUACCGCCCUCACAAGUUGCAUCCUGACUGCCAAUACGCGUUUUCGUCAGAAGUAACAAAGUAUGUCAAACAACCCAUCAAAGAUGAUCCCAUAGGAUGCGUACUUCAGCACAUCUUCUUGAAUCAAGAUGAUCAUGUCACCAAGACUAUCGCAAGUCGUCCCCACGUCCAGGCCGGAGAUCUGUACCCAGAACGCAGCAUCACACAAGUGAUUCCUGCGCAACGACGUACAUCGUCGAUGAUAGUCUACACGGGCCAGCAGAUCGACAACAGAAGCCAGUACCGGAAGUUAACAAGUGGAUUUGACGAUUUCGUUUCCAAAAUAGAAGACUCAUCAGCCAUGCAGGAAAUUCCAAAGCCGCCGGGACUCGGUACCCAAGUUGUCAAAGGAUGGAGACACGGGGGGUCGCUCGCUACGGUCCUACGAAAGGUCUACAAGAACGAUCUUAAGUUUGCUGAGAAGUUGAUUGCGUCGAUACAGCAGCUUCCAGUACGUGAGCAACGGUUUCUAGAAGCCCCCGGUGACUUCACACUCCAGAGCACAUCACCAAUCGAUGAUUCGGUAACAGAGACCGAUGAGGUUUCGGAUGCCGAGGCCUCAGGAUCCGUCUAUCAUGGCACACCACACACUGACGGUCAGAGCCGUCACCCCUGUAACGACUUGGAAGAGACGCCCACCUCGUUGCAACCAGCCGAUUCCGGCAAAGACACAUCCUCAGCUGGCCCUAAAAGGCCUCGAAAUACAGACGAUCUUCAUAGCAGGAAGCGUCAGAAACAAUCUGGGAAAGGCGAGGAGAGGGCCGGCAACAGCAAGGAGAGGGCGGCUGGCAACAGCAAGGAGAGGGCUGGCAACAGCGAGGAGAGGGCUGGCAACAGCGAGGGCGAGGGCGACGGCAAUGAGGCUACUUCAGAAACCUCAGGGAAGCACAAAACGCCCGCAGAGGAUCUGCCAUGGCCUUGCCCUUAUUACUGGAAAUUUUCUAGAGGCGAGAGACAAACCGUGAGCUCUGCCUGCUAUCCCAGGGGAAAUCGACCGCGAUAUAUAUGGAGGGAACACCUUCAAUCUAUUCAUACAACCCAGGAAAAGAGUGCUAUCGGAUACGCGAUCACCUCUCAUGAGAUGAGAAUUCAUGACGAAAUAGUAUCCGCCACCGCACAGGAAACAGUCAACGAGAAGCCUCACCCUUUAGGGAAAGCGUCCGCAGCCGAGCUGCUACCCUCGCCAGCGUCGUCGAGUCGGGCCAUGUUCGAAAAGGCUAUCACCAUCAGCACACAGAAGGUGCUACGUGACUUUUUGCCGUAUCUGUUUGACACUGCACACGCUGGCAAGAUCCCAGCUUCAACAGGCACUUCAGCGAGGGCAGAAGAAGACUUACCACCCGAGCCAAAGAUGUCGGAGGACAAGUUUACAGUAUCAGGGGAAAUGACGAAAGUCGUCCUGAUGCUCAAAAGACUGGCCGAUGGACCUGGCCAAGAGCUAUCCCAUGACGUCAGAAUCGUCCACAGUCCCUCGGUAAGGAUGAUGUCCAUGGCGGUAGAAAACCUCGAUCUCCUGACCACAGCCUCAAUACCCCUUCCCGGACAAGUAACUGCUGUUGCGCCAACCACGGAUGCAGCGUUCCAGCAUCUUGGAACCCAUCUAAUCCCAUCACAAAGCUUUCUCAUGGAUGUUCCGAACGAGCACAUUGAGCAGGCAAAUUAUGGAGAGGUAUCGCAGUCUACUCUUCCACAGCCUGACACCAUAGCGCCAGAACUUCUUCAUCGCAGUUCUGGGACCCUUGAAAGUACGGGAGGGUCUAUGAAUAUAGUUGACUUUGGCGGUGGUCUCUUCGACUUUUCCCUUGGCGGAGGGCCAAGCUGA
Verticillium alfalfae VaMs.102 is the source of this 1920-nucleotide messenger RNA. RefSeq lists its product with no specific name. Lineage: Eukaryota; Fungi; Ascomycota; Sordariomycetes; Glomerellales; Plectosphaerellaceae. Bases 1 to 1920 code for a protein of 639 amino acids. The record is from RefSeq and is a predicted model, not a curated record. The transcript has 5 exons.